Botrytis byssoidea is the source of this 1158-nucleotide messenger RNA. RefSeq lists its product as uncharacterized. The transcript has 2 exons. NCBI's taxonomy places the organism in Eukaryota, Fungi, Ascomycota, Leotiomycetes, Helotiales, Sclerotiniaceae. The coding region runs from base 1 to 1158 and encodes 385 amino acids. The record is from RefSeq and is a predicted model, not a curated record.
AUGCGUUUCUCCGUUAUCGCCGCUUCCAUGUUCGCUGGUGCCGCCAUGGCUGCCACCUCCACUGACUACGUCACUGAGGAAGUCACCAUCACCUCUUGCGCCGCAACUGUUACCGACUGCCCAGCUCGCAGCACCCAGGUUUCCACCACCAUCUACUCAAGAACCUCCUCCACUGAGGCUGCUCCUUCAUCUGUCACCCCAGCCGGUCAGCCAUCCAACAGUGGACCAGUUGCCUCCGGCCCAGCUUCAAGCGCACCAGUAGCUUCCGCUCCAGCUUCAAGUGCACCAGCUGUUUCUCCCCCAGCACCAAGUGCCCCAGCACCAUCACCAUCUGCUGAUGCUUGCGCCGCGACCUGUGCCACUGAGUACAACACCUGCCGAAGUGCUCCAGAUGCAAACCGAUCCCUUUGCGCUUCCAACUAUGCAUCAUGCCUUGGAUACUCUCCAUAUGAUAGCAACGGAUCAUUGGUCACCCCAACUGCCUGCUCCUCAGUAGCAUCAGCAACAUCUGCUCCAGUCUCAAGCGCUCCAGCUACCAGCGUCUUGGUUCCAGUUUCAUCUGCCCCAGCACCAUCACCAUCUGCUGAUGCUUGCGCCGCGACCUGCGCCACUGAGUACAACACCUGCCGAAGUGCUCCAGAUGCAAACCGAUCCCUUUGCGCUUCCAACUAUGCAUCAUGCCUUGGAUACUCUCCAUAUGAUAGCAACGGAUCAUUGGUCACCCCAACUGCCUGCUCCUCAGUAGCAUCAGCAACAUCUGCUCCAGCCUCCAGCGCACCAGCCGUCAGCGCACCAGCUUCCAGCAAGCCAGCCGGCUUCACCCCAACCUACGCCACCCCAGCUGCCUCCUCCGCUGGCUCUUCCCUCGGUGUUGUUGUUUCCUCCCCAGCUCCAGCUGUCUCUGUCGUUGCCAUCACCACCUGUAUCCCAACCGUCAUCUACUCCACCAUCUCCCUCUCUGGACAUGAGACCACUGCUCCAGGUGUCCCAGCUGCCUCCGCCAAGCCAUCUUCCACUGGAUACAUCUCCGUCCCAGCCAACGGUACCACUCCAGUCGCUACCCAAACCCCACUUGCCUUUACCGGUGCUGCCGCCAACCUUCAAGUUGGAGGAGCUGCCAUCGCCGCCGUCUUCGGACUCGCUGCUUUCCUCUUGUAA